UGAAAUAUUUCGAACACAAGCUUAAAGGGCUUUGUUACUUUCCCGAUUUGCAUUUUAUAAACACUGAAUUCCAAUUAAAUAGUUUAGUGAGAUCGGUGAAAGUUCAUCGCCUGUUUACUCAUGGCGCACCAACGCCUUCUAGUCUAUUUUGCGUGUACUUUCAGUUUAGUUUCUGCACAGGUUCUGAAGUAUGCACUCAGGGGUCAAGAAAUAAACUUGGUUCCACCCAGGAUGGAAAAACCUGAUGGAAUUGUCUGGGUACAUGAUGGCAGCAACGUGGUCGAGUUUAAUAACUUCAUGGAGGAAUUCGUGAUCCCAUCAUACCAGAACAGGAUCACUCUCGACCACAACUCUGCAGAACUCACCAUCAAAGACGCCACAUAUGAAGACAGUGGAAACUAUGACUUAAAGUUGAAGAAAAACGAUGAACAUCGCCGUAUAAAGUUUAGAGUUGAGGUUAUAGACAAAGUAACCAAGCCUAACAUAUCCUGUGAGAUGAUCGACGCAAAGCAGGCGAUACUUGUGUGCUCAACAGAGUGCAAAUGUCCACAUUUACUAAAGCUUAAGUGGCGCUCACAGGGAAACGAGCAGGCUGGCCCUAAUUUAACAAUAACUCUCAACAAUGAACAUGAUGAUGAAGUUUAUCAAUGUGAUGUGAGCAACCCGCUGACCAGUGAAACAUCGACAUACACUGCUAAGGACUGCUUCCUCGAAAAAACACCAGCUCCUGGAAUUUUCAUCUGGGAUGUAAACGUAAUGGCUUUGGUGGUUGUCAUCCCAGUGUUUACGGCGGUCGGCUUCACUGCUGGCUUCAUGUUAGGCGAAAAGUUUUAAUUUUCAGAAUGUUUUGCAACGCUCAAGGAAAGAUACUUGAAAAGAAAAUUCAGGGACUGAGGAAACCGCUGGAGAAAAUGUCGAGACAGUCGUUGCACUCAUGGAUCGAGGACAACAAUCAUAAAAAGCAAAACCUGGACAGUCGCAUUAUCAAACAAGACAAAAAAGCAAUGGCACAUCCUGCCACACUCUGACACACGAACACAAAAGUUACCUCAUUCACUGCCAUUGAUGUGAAAGACCAUGUGAAGUGAUUUGUUUCUAAUUACUUUAACUAUGUUAGAUAAUAAGUGCUGAAAAAGUAACAUACAUUUUUAUAUUUUCACCAAUUUUUGUAUUUUUUCUUUUUACCAUUGCUCUUGCACUCUCUCUGAGGUUCAGGGUUCAAAUCCUCACCUGUGUGGAGUUUUCAUGUUCCCGCUGUGUCUGCGUGGGGUUUCUCCGGGUAACCCACAUUUGAAAAAAAACAUGCAUGGUAGGUUGAUUGAAGACCCUCAAAUGCCCAUCGGUGUGAAUGUGAGUGUGAAUGGUUGUUUGUCAAUAUGUGCCCCUACGAUUGACUGGCGAGCAGUUCAUGGUGGACCCCACGUCCCGCCUAGAGUCAGCUGAGAUAGACCCCGGCACACCCGCGACCCUCAUGAGGAUAAGCAGGUCGAGCUUAUCCUAUAAGAAGGGUCAGCGAAGGUGACUGCCUGAGCAACGAAAUGAAAAUGUGGAAUAUUAUGCACUGACCACUGAUCUAUGGCCAUCAACAAUGACUGGACACUAACUAGCCGACGCCUACAGAUAAGCUACUUUCCUGAAGAGCCAACGGUGACAAACAUGGUCACAGCCCUAAGAGAAGGAAUUCAAUUCUGGGAGCUGCGUGUGACCUCAAGAAAAGGGGACCAAGCUGCAAUGAUAUUCUGUUGCCAGCAGGGGGCGGUGUUUAUCAGCUUCUACACAUCAACACGAGCCUCAGGUGUAUAAAUUAUUUGCUUCAAAUGAAAUACAUGUCAACAUUAACCAACAACAAUAAAUCAUUAAA
Phycodurus eques (leafy seadragon) is the source of this 1861-nucleotide messenger RNA. RefSeq names its product CD48 antigen-like. Bases 121 to 834 code for a protein of 237 amino acids. The record is from RefSeq and is a predicted model, not a curated record. Lineage: Eukaryota; Metazoa; Chordata; Actinopteri; Syngnathiformes; Syngnathidae. The transcript is spliced from 5 exons.